Molecule: messenger RNA, 1353 nt
Organism: Cotesia glomerata
Lineage: Eukaryota; Metazoa; Arthropoda; Insecta; Hymenoptera; Braconidae
Exons: 4
Coding region: 1-1353 (450 amino acids)
Source: RefSeq, a predicted model, not a curated record
AUGGCUAAAGAAACGGAUCUUGGAGAUAGAGGACUUCCACCGGAAGUUGAAAUGAUAUUGAACUUGGAACCAAAGUUUGAUAUUGAAAUAAAAGAGAAAUGGAAUGUAAUACCGACUGUGAUCAAAGAUUUGGAAUUUGGAAUUGGAGCUGUGAAGUUGGAUAAUUGUAACAUUGCGGAAAAAGAAAUUGUUAAAAACAAUUGGAGAUCAAAAGCUAUUAAUACGUAUAAAUUAUUAAGCAAGGAUCCUACAAACAAAUGGCAAAAGGUAGCAAAUGAUUUAGUGAAAGGUAAACAUCUGAAAGCAAAUUAUACUGUUGCACCUAGGAUUUAUGGUUUGAGGAAAACUCACAAACAAACUUGUAGUUUAAGACCAGUGGUCAGUUGUGUCAAUUCCCCGAGCUAUAAUCUGGUAAGGUUCUUGCAUGAAAUAUUGUCUCCAGUGAUUGAAACGUUUCAAUAUAAUGUAAAAAAUUCAUUUGACUUCGUGGCGUUCAGUAAAACAGUUAGCUUACCAGAAGGUUAUGUACUGAUAUCAUUAGAUGUGGUGUCAUUGUUCACAAAUGUACGUCGAGACUUGAUACUUAAAGUAAUUGAGGAAACAUGGGAUAAUAUCAAACACUUGGUAAGAGUUCCUAGGAAGGUAUUGGAGGACCUCAUAAUAUUUUGUUAUGACUCAAGUUACUUUGUGUAUCAAGGGGAGUUCUAUUCACAGAUGGAAGGAAGCAGCAUGGGAAACCCUACGAGUCCAGUAAUAGCUAACAUCGUUAUGAAUUACGUGAUUGGUCAGAUUCUAAUGCUUUUGCCGUUCGAUGUUCACUUCUUGAGGUUAUAUGUAGAUGAUACUAUUGUAGCGAUACCAGAGGGUGAAGUAAAUAAUAUCUUGGAAUUAUUUAAUAGUUUUGACAGUAAUAUACAAUUUACCUUGGAAGUGGAAAAAGAUAAUAGUUUAUCUUUUUUGGAUGUGUUAGUUAAAAGACCCGAUGGGAAAUUAUUAACUGAUUGGUUUAUUAAACCAAUUAGUUCAGGUCGACUGUUAAACUGGAAUUCGAAUCAUCCUCGGUCUCAAAAAAUAGGUAUGAUCAAAGGCUUACUGGAUAGAAUGUCGAGGCUGAGUAGUAGUGACUUCAAUGAAGUUAAUUUCAAGAAGAUUCGGAAUAUGUUGUUGAAGAAUAAUUAUGAUUUGUCAUUGGUGGAUAGCGUUAUUAAUAGAUUUAAAGAGAACAUGAAAAAUAAAACAUCUAGUUUGGGUAAUAUUAAUAAUAGCAUUAAAUAUUGUCAGUUUCCUUAUGUAGCAGAACUAUCACAGAGAAUACCCAGUGAACACAAUUAUGUCAAACUGACGUCAGAAUGA